AUGUCCACUUACAUAAAAUCAAGCUUUCCUUACAAUCGCACUGGAAUGGGCGACACACUGGAGACGAACCGCAUUAACCAUCUUAUUCUGAACUACUUGAUAGUGGAAGGCUACGAGAAUGCCACCUUGAAAUUUGGAAAGGAACUUGGUUUUGAUUUCAUCGAGCAAUUCCUGGACAGUGACAGGGUUGUGGCUGCUACAGGAGUGGAACCGGCAUCCCAAGAUGAAGACCUGGAUAUUCAGGCCGAGGCAGAUAGACUGUUUUCCAAGGAAAACAUCACCAACAGACUCAAAGACCUGGAGCGCGACCUGCCGGAAACAGGUCUCUCACGUGAUGCUCUUGGAAGAUUGACUUUGGGCCUUUCCACCAUCAAAACGCGGAAUCGGAUCAGAUCCAAUAUCCUGGGUGGGAGAAUAGCGGAGACUAUAGUGCUGAUCAACGAACAUUUCCCCACCCUUUUCGAGAAAAACCAAUUCAUAUACUUCAAGCUUUUGCAUUUGAACCUGAUCGAGAUGAUCAGGUCUCACCACAAAGACCCUGCCCAUUCUACUGAAGAUGAAAAGGUGUUUCUGGACGAGAUCCUCAGGUUCAUCAAGGAGAAGCUUUCUACCGUUAAGAUUCUCCAGAACAAGACGUUUAUUAAGGAAUUGGAGCUAACCAUGGCACUUCUCUGUUUUAGUGAUCAGAUGGGACGGGAUUCUGCGCCCGUGAGAAUGCCGCAAAAACUUAGAGCGUUGUUUGAUCUGAAACUUCGUAAAGAGGUGGGAACCCUGGUGAACAAGUCUAUACUAAUCAACCUGAACAAUGAGGAUAUCAACAAUCUAGUAUUGGUGGGAAAUGAACCAUAUGUGGCGGAAAUGGACAGGAAAUUACGUCCAAAGGGAACGAAUUUGCCGCGCGGUGAGUCUCAGGAUAACCUGUUGAUGAAGUUUAACGAUAUCGAGAACGUGAAGUUGAAGUCGUUGAUGAAGCUUUGGAUCUGGGCGACGUCAGAGAGUGAUAUCGACUGGGCGAAAAAGGCAUGA
Kuraishia capsulata CBS 1993 is the source of this 1026-nucleotide messenger RNA. RefSeq lists its product as uncharacterized. The transcript has a single exon. The record is from RefSeq and is a predicted model, not a curated record. Gene Ontology annotation, molecular function: protein binding. Gene Ontology annotation, cellular component: cytoplasm; nucleus. Lineage: Eukaryota; Fungi; Ascomycota; Pichiomycetes; Pichiales; Pichiaceae. Gene Ontology annotation, biological process: proteasome-mediated ubiquitin-dependent protein catabolic process. The coding region runs from base 1 to 1026 and encodes 341 amino acids.